CAAUAAUAACUAUGUGUUCUCUAGUUCUCAGCAGUUUCUCAAGAUGGCGUCUAACACGAGGAUUGUUGUGAUACUCUUUAAGUGUUUAUUAUUAAUUGCGUGCCCAAUAGUCAGUUAUAGCGCAGAAGAGGAAUGUGAAGAGUAUACGGAUGAUGUGAAGUGCAUAAGUGAAUAUCGUUUGUCACCCGAGGUCGUACCAGUACACUACGACAUUUUGUUACACUUAUUUUAUUAUGAUUUUCUUGCACCGUAUCAAUUUAGCGGUAGAACUAAUAUUACUAUCAAUAUUCUUUAUGCCACGCAAAACAUACGUUUGCACAAACAUAAGUUAAAUAUACGCGAAGUAAACAUAACUCUUGCAAACGGUACGCUUACUCGGCCGAGUGUCCAAGGGCAUCCAAACUCGCACGCUCUAGUUCUUUACUUCGAUUUCACGUUGUUUCCCGGGAUCUACACUCUACAUUUUUUUUACAUCGGUCGGUACUCUCAUGAAGGUGAGGAAGGUCUUCUCAGACUUCCUCUUACAAAAUUGGAAAAUAAUACCAAAUCGAUGUUGGUAACGCAAUUGGGCAAGACUGCAGCUCGUCGUGUGUUUCCAUGUUUUGAUGAGCCUAAGUUAAAAGCCACUUUCAACAUUUCCACAUCAAAUCAUAUACAAUAUGAGAUUUUCUCAAACAUGCCAAUACUAACCAAACGUUAUGAUGUGAAGAAUUCUGAGGUGUGGACCUACUUCGAGAAGACUCCCUUAAUGUCUACUCACCACCUCGGGAUUGUGAUGACCAUAGCGCAGCGUUGUAAUAGCGAUACCAAAUACCAAAUACGGUGCAAAAAUCUUGAAACUUUCAUACCGCACCGGAAUAUCGGUCUGCAAUACCAUUGGAUCGACAAUCUCUUGACCAAAUACACAAAUACUUCCUUAAGACUUCCCAAGAUUGAUAUCAUCAUUUUACCAGAUUACGCAAUUUCAUCAUCGAGUAACUCGAGUAGUUGGGGAAUUAUAUAUAUGAAAGAGUCAUUGGUUACGAAUAACACAAUUCAAAAACUCAGGCAGACAGACUUCAUAGCACAUGAAAUGGCGAAGCAAUGGUUUGCUCAUGUUGUUGGUCCAACUUGGUGGUCUGAUGUAUGGUUAACUGAUGCACUUGUUCUAUACUUCAAAGCGUACAUCUUUAACCUGAUGUAUCAAAGCUUGCACACGAUGGAUUUUCUAGUGCUCAGCCUACAGAAAUGUAUUCAUUUAGAUGAUAUUCGAUCAAAAAAAGAUAUAUUUUAUUAUACUGCAAAUACUUAUGAACCAGAUUUUAUUGAAACUUUUAGUAUUGCUGACAAAAGAUUUGUCCUAUUGCAUAUGUUGGAAAAUAUGAUUACUGCUAGUGUAUUCCAGAAUGGGGUCAGACUCUAUUUCGACAAACAUCAAUUUGGUUCGGCUACUUCUCAUGAUUUCUGGGACGCCAUGCAAAGUGCCCUAAACACAAGAAAUGUUACAUACAAGUUUGAGAUAAAAGAAGUAAUGCGUAACUGGUUAAAUCAAACGAUGUAUUCUUUGAUAAAAGUGAAACGAAAUUACAAAACUAAUCAAGUAAUAAUAUCGCGACAUGACACCAAGAAAGUCGACAAUAGGACGGAGACACCUCUGUCUUACGUUGUGCAGUCGUUUCCCGAUUUUAAUCAAACUAUGGCUCAUCAUUGGCUAAAAAAGGACUAUAUUCAUUGGCUAAGAAGUGACACGGCUCUAGUAGUUCCAGUUGCUCAACAUGAUUGGGUUAUAGUUAAUAUACGACAAGGCGGAUAUUAUCGUGUUAAUUAUGAUAAUACAAAUUGGGAGAAAAUCGCGGCUGGUUUAAAUUAUGAUGACUUUAAAAAAAUACACGUUAUUAAUCGUGCACAAAUCAUUGACGACGCCUAUUAUUCUAUAGUAAAACGACAGCUUGAUGUCUUUACAUUUUUACAUAUUCUAAGAUAUUUACCGAAUGAAGUGGAGUAUAUGCCAUGGGUACCCGUGUUCCGAAUUUUUUCAUACCUGUGGAAAUUCAUUGUCUAUGAACUAAGUAAUGUACCGCUGAUUUUACGGAGUGUAAAGACAAAUAUAUUGGCCAUUUUGAAGGAACUUCUUAGAAACAUAGGAUACGAAGACGAUCCUGACAAUGAUGGUAUUACAAUGUUGAUGAGAGCAACCGCCUUAAAAUGGUUGUGUGCUUUCGGUGAUAGUUCUUGCAAAGAAAGGGCAUCUCGUAUAUUCAACGCGCGUAUUAAAAAUCCCGAUUUGCAAAAUGCGCUUAUAUUUCCGUGGGAAAAAUGGAUAUAUUGUACUGCCUUAGAGAAGGCGGAACGUGAUAUUUGGGAUAAAGUCAUGGCCUUAUAUGGAAAAAGGCGUCAGACUGAAGUUUUAGAAGUAUUAACUUGCACGAAAAAGUCGGAAAUCGUUAAGGACUAUUUCGUCAUGCUAUCGAAAUCAGUGGAAGGAGUCGAUACAGAGAAGGCAUUAGUCAGAUGGAGUCAACAUUCUCACAUUUUUGAUAUACUUAUUUCAAAGUAUGCACAAAACAAUGAAAUACGUGAAUAUAUAUUACAAAAUUUCGAAAAAGUGAAACCUAGAUCGUAUUCUAGAACUAUGGUGAUAAAGGAGAUUAUUUCAAACAUAUAUUCCAAGAAACAACUUAACGAGACAUACAAUUUUUUGAAGAAGGAUGGUAAAGUCAGGACAGAAGAUUUAACUACAAUGAUAAAUACGCGUUUAACCCAGCUCCAGGAUAUGAAGUCCAGCUUUGUAUACAACUUUUCCUAUGUAUUGUCUAGUUCUCACCAGACUCUCAAGAUGGUGUCUAACACGAGCACUGCUGUGAUACUCUUAAAGUGUUUAUUAUUAAUUGCGUGCCCAAUAGUCAUUUAUACUGCAGCACAUGUUUGUGAAGAGUUUACGGAAGAUGAGAAGUGCAUAAGGGAAUAUCGUAUGUCACCCAGCGUCGUACCAGUACACUAUGACAUUACGUUAUACAUAUACAUAGAGGAUUUUUAUGAACCGUAUAAAUUUAGCGGUGGAACUAAUAUUACUAUCAAUAUUCUUCAUGCCACGCAAAACAUAAGUAUUCACAGAAAUAACAUAAUUUUCAUCGAAUUAUACAUAAUUCUUGAGAACGGUACGCAUUUUGAGCCAAGUAGAUAUAGAUAUCCAAACGCGGAGGUUUUAACUCUUUACUUCAAUUUCACGUUGUUGCCCGGGACCUACAUUCUACAUGCUUUUUACGACGGUUACUUCUCUCUACAAGGUGGGGAAGGUCUUGUCAGACUUCCUCUUACAAAAUUUAAUGAAAAUAAAACCAAUUGGAUGAUCGUAUCGCAACUCGGCAAGAGGGGAUUUCGUCGAGUGUCUCCAUGUUUUGAUGAGCCAGCGCUGAAAACCACUUUCAACAUUUCCGUGAAACAUUAUUCACCACACACGGUCUUUUCAACCAUGCCAUUACAAAAGGUAGUGGUUAAUAACAGGAUAGAGAUGCAGUCUUACUUCGAAAAGACUCCCAAAAUGUCUACUCACCUCCUCGGGCUUGCAAUAGUCGUAACGGAUCGUUGCAAUAACGACAAUAGUUUCCGCAUAUGGUGCAGAGAGCCAACUAACCAUUUCCUACAGAGUUUCAGCCUGCAAUAUCAUUCGAUCGUCACAUACUUAACCCAAUUCACAAAUACUUCCAGGAAACUUCCCAAACUUGAUUUCAUCAUUGUACCAGAUCACACAACACCGAAUAACUCGAUUAGCUGGGGAAUGCUGCUUGUGAAAGAGUCAUGGAUUACUGACGUUGAGAAGAACGAAAUUCAGAAAGUCAAACUGACAGGCUUCCUAGCACAUGAAAUGGCAAAGCAAUGGUUGCUUCCUUUUGGUCCGUCUAAGUGGUCCGACAUGUGGUUAAAUGAUGGACUUGCUCUAUACUUCAAAGCGCACAUCCUUGGCCAAUUGUAUGGAAAGUUGCAAAGUUUGGAUUUUAUUACGCCCAACGUGCACAAAUGUUUUCGUUUAGAUGAUAUUCGAUCAGAAAAGAAUAUAUUAUACUAUACCGAAAGUAGUAGUGAAAUAGAUCUUAUGGAAUUUUGGUUUGUUGCAGACAAAACACUUGUCCUGUUGCAUAUGUUGAAAAACUUGGUUACUGUCAGGGGAUUCCAGGAAGGGGUCAGAAUCUAUAUACAUAAACAUCAAUUUGGUUUGACUACUCCUGAUGAUUUCUGGGACGCCAUGCAAAGUGCCCUAAACACAACAAAGCUUGCAUACAAUUUUGAGGUGAAAGAAGUAAUGCGUAACUGGUUAAAUCAAACGAAGUAUUCUGUAGUAAAGGUGAGACGAAAUUACUUACUUGACCAAGUGAUAGUAUCCCAAGUAUCAAGAAAUGACACCAAGAAAGCCGACAAUAAGAUGUGGACACCUGUGACUUUUACUACGUCUUCCUUACCCGAUUAUUCUGAUACUAUGCCUACUCAUUGGCUCAGAAAUGACUAUAUUCAUUGGUUAAGAAAUGACACGGCUGUAGUAGUUCCAGUUGCUCCAAGUGAUUGGAUUAUGGUUAAUUUGCAACAAGGCGGAUAUUAUCGUGUUAAUUAUGAUGCUACAAAUUUGGAAAAAAUCGCGACUAGCUUAAAUUCUGACGAAUUUAAAAAAAUACAUGCCAUUAAUCGUGCACAAAUCAUUGACGACGCCUAUUACUUCCUAGUGGAAAAACAACUUGAUUACUAUACAUUUUUACAUAUCACGUCUUAUCUAUCGAAAGAAGUGGAUUAUACAGCAUGGUUACCCAUGUUCCGAAUUUUGUCAUACCUGUGGAAAUUCUUUUCACUUCCAUUGGAAGACCUUAGAGUUAUUUCGGUUUUAACCAAUUUUAAGUAUCAUAUAUUGGACAUAUUAAACGGGCUUCUUAAGAAAAUAGGAUACGAGGACAAUCCUGACGAAGAAUUUACUACAAGGCUGAUGAGGGUAACUGCUUUAAAAUGGGUCUGUACUUUUCGUGAUAGUGUUUGCGAAAACUUGGCAUCUCGUAAAUUUAACGCACGCAUUGCAAAACUCGAUGUGCAACAUACCUAUAUAGUACCGUGGGAAUAUUGGAUAUAUUGUACUGGCUUAAGGACAGCGAGCGUUGAUACUUGGAAUAAAAUCUUGAUCUUAUAUACAAAAACAUCUCAGGAUGUAGCUUUAGAACUAUUGACUUGCUCUGAAAAUACGCAUAUUAUUAUGGAGUAUUUCAGCGUAUUAUCUUCAGCAGUGAACACUUCAAUAAUCACACACGAUCAGCAUUCUCACAUUUUUGAUAUACUUAUUUCAAAGUAUGCACAAAACAAUGAAGUACGUGACUAUAUAUUACAAAAUAUGGAACAUGUACCUAGAUCGAACAGAUCAUAUUCUACGGUAGUAAACGACAUUAUUUCAAACAUAUAUUCCGAGGAACAACUUAACAAGAUGCUCGAUUUUUACGAGAGGAACACUGGAAAGAUAGAAUAUUUUAGAAUGAUACGUAUGCGUAAAAUCGAGGUUAGGGAAGUGAUACACAACUUUCUGGAACGGUUCAAGUUUUAAGUUGUGAAAAAGCAAUGGAUAGAUUCAACUGAAUAAUUACUCAAGUUGAUGGAUUGAACAGUUUUUAAUAAGAGUAUUGUAGUAUUACUUAUUAAUUAAAUAUCUAUUUUUAACAGGUUUGAUUAUGUCUGAUAUUAUUUAGUAUUCGAUCUAUAUUAUAUUAAUCUGAACGUUUUCUAUUAAAUAUAACUGUUGCUAUA
Messenger RNA from Ooceraea biroi (clonal raider ant), 5751 nucleotides. RefSeq names its product putative aminopeptidase-2. The record is from RefSeq and is a predicted model, not a curated record. Gene Ontology annotation, cellular component: membrane; cytoplasm. Gene Ontology annotation, biological process: proteolysis; peptide catabolic process. Gene Ontology annotation, molecular function: peptide binding; zinc ion binding; metalloaminopeptidase activity. NCBI's taxonomy places the organism in Eukaryota, Metazoa, Arthropoda, Insecta, Hymenoptera, Formicidae.